CUCUAUAUCGUUCGAUCUUUUAUCGCGCGAAGUGUCAAAAAAUGAACGUCGGUAACCAAAAUUUCGAGAGUAGAGUAUGCGUUUCUUUAAAUUAUUCAAGGAUGCCACCAAAAAAAAAUGUCAGUGGUAAAGCUGGAAAAUCCAAAGGUUCCGAAGAAAGUGGGAAAGGAGAUAAAGCUGAAAAAAAAAGUGGAACUACUGUAAAAGUUAGGCACAUAUUAUGUGAGAAACAAUCCAAGAUAUUAGAGGCUAUGGAAAAAUUAAAGGCUGGACAAAAAUUUAAUGAAGUGGCAGCAGCAUACAGCGAAGACAAAGCGCGUUCUGGGGGGGAUCUUGGUUGGAUGACACGUGGUUCAAUGGUCGGUCCUUUUCAAGAAGCAGCUUUUGCAUUGCCUAUUUCCAAUUUAAGUUCACCCAUUUAUACAGAUCCACCAGUUAAAACGAAAUUUGGUUAUCAUAUAAUCAUGAUCGAAGAUAUUCAUUUUAAAAUAAACUUCAGAAUUUAUUUGCCAGUCACUUACCCGCCACUCUCAGACCAAUCGUUUUGAUUGCGAUCG
Molecule: messenger RNA, 557 nt
Organism: Polistes canadensis
Lineage: Eukaryota; Metazoa; Arthropoda; Insecta; Hymenoptera; Vespidae
Product: peptidyl-prolyl cis-trans isomerase NIMA-interacting 4
Exons: 5
Coding region: 42-548 (168 amino acids)
Biological process (GO): rRNA processing
Molecular function (GO): DNA binding; peptidyl-prolyl cis-trans isomerase activity
Source: RefSeq, a predicted model, not a curated record